AUGGCUGGUAUUAUCAAUGAGGAGAAGCUUGGUAGAAGAAUCCAAACUUACUACCGCGAAGAACGCGCGUGCAAGCGUGAAGAAGCUAAACUUGCAAAGUGGUUUGGGGAUCUCACUCCUGAACAGAGAGAUAUCUUUGCAGACGACAUCCCAGAAGCUUUUCUCGGCGAAAGAAACGGCGGAGCACAAGGAGGUGCUAACGGCGGAGCACAGGGAGGUGCUAACGGCGGCGAGGGCGAAGCCAACGGUGGCGGUGCUAACGGCGGAGCACAGGGAGGUGGUAACGGCNAAAAAAAAAACAGAACGUUCAUAGAGAUUCUAAUGAAUGUGUAA
Camelina sativa (false flax) is the source of this 333-nucleotide messenger RNA. Lineage: Eukaryota; Viridiplantae; Streptophyta; Magnoliopsida; Brassicales; Brassicaceae. The record is from RefSeq and is a predicted model, not a curated record.